Messenger RNA from Besnoitia besnoiti, 1902 nucleotides. RefSeq lists its product as uncharacterized. The record is from RefSeq and is a predicted model, not a curated record. The transcript has 10 exons. The coding region runs from base 1 to 1902 and encodes 633 amino acids. NCBI's taxonomy places the organism in Eukaryota, Apicomplexa, Conoidasida, Eucoccidiorida, Sarcocystidae.
AUGCGCCCGCACCACUCCGCCUACGCGCCCUCAAGCGGCCCGGGCGCGGGCGCGUCUCUGUCUAGCGGCUUUUUUUUCGGCGGGACCGCCUUGGGCGCCGCGGGGGGAAGCCUCUCGGGGUCUCUGCCCCUGGCGAUGAGUUACCCCUCUGGCGCCGUGAGCAGCUCGAGCAAUGCGCGGGGAGGCUCCCAGCCUCACGCCAACGCCCGGCGAAGCAGCUGGAGCACUGCUUGCGCGGUACUGGGCUUUGAGCGAGUCACCGGUGUCUAUCUCUUCUCGUGUCUCGCAUGCAUCAGCGUCGCCAUCGCCUUCAACACUGCUGGGUCCGUAGCGUACGAAUACUACGUCAGCUGCCACGGGAGUGCGACGGUGUCGCACGGCGUCUUUCUCGUUCUCGUCGCGUUUCAAGUUUUCUUUAUUGUGCUCAAGUGGUGGCGGCCGACUUCCUCCGCGGCCUGGGCGUGGCUAGGCGACGCGCCGGCGGCACCUAGCCACGCCCAGGCCGCUCCCGCGGUCCCCCUCGCCGCGCGGGCGUCGCCUGCGGGAGGCGACUUGCGCCUCGAAGACCUCAUUCAGAAGGGGUCUGACCCCACAGCGGUCGCCGCCGCCGGCGCCCUGGGGGCCAGCGAGAAGGCGGGGGGGUUACUGUUUCGCGACGACCCCCGCAACCCCGGCGCCGCCCUGUGGCACCACGGCGGGCUCCGCUUGAAGGCGGCACUGCGCGAAGGCGAGGAAAGCCUCUCCGCCCGCAGCCGCCAAAGUGGACUGGGCGCGGGCAGCAGCGACCGCGAAGGAGACGGAGAGCUCUUCGCCGCAGUCGGAACGGUGGGUUUCUGGCGCACUCUGCCGGCGCUGAACGAGUCGCUCACUCGUGAAGGGCCUUCCGCGCCGCCGCUGCUGAUGGAGGAGGAGCACUCGGACCCAGACAUCGAUGAUGGACGCCCGGCCUUUUCAGCGAGAUUCCGCGAUCUGGAGAGCGGAAGACAGGGCUUUUUGUACACGGGGGGACGGGCGCUGCUCGUCCCCUCGUGGCGGCCGAGGGGCAUCUGUUGGAACUCCACGUGGGUGACGCUGGAGUACCUCGUCUACGGUCUCGGGUUUUACUCCGCAGUCCUCGGCUGGCGAGUCUACGGCGGCCUCGCGACCAGCAACUUCGCGACGCUGCGGACCUGCGCCCACAUGAACGUCCUCUCUUUCGGUGCUGAUUUGCCGCUGGUUCACAGCGUCGUCUCGGAUUUCUCGUUUGUUGAGAGCUACCUCGCGCUGGCCACGACGAUGCUGAUUGUGCGCAAGUACCGCGACCCCUACUGGCUGAGCUCGUACUGCAGCUGGGACCUCUUCCGGAAGUGCCCCAAGUCGCUCAAGACCGUCUUCAUUCUCCAGGCCUUCCUGCAGGUGGCGAUCCUUGCCACAGCCGCGGCGAAAAUCGCGCGCUGCUGGAUGACAGGCUACGGCACGCCUAUGCAGAUUCUCUCGGCGCUGAUGCUGGUCAGCGUCCUCAUGUGGGCGGUGACGGUUCUCGGGCACGUGCUGCAGACCGACCGCAUGCCGACGACGUUCGCCCCAACCCUGGAAUAUCAUUGGCUCUGGGCCAUGAUCUGCAUGGCGAUCAUCUGGUUUUGUGGCUUCCUCUUUUAUCUCUCGGUCUACGGCGUGCGGUGUUGGCCGUUCCUCGCUGUACAUACAGCCGUCUGGCUCGUCUACGUGCUGGUCACUGCGUGGAAAUUCCACGCCAUCUUCCCAAACUGGAUGUCUGGCCUAGAAGAUACCGAGGCCUUCUCCCCUCCGUCCGACGACCAGCGCCACGUCUUGGCGCGGGGCAGGAGAGAGCAGAGCGUUCGCGUGUUUAGAGACGAGCCCAGACUUGGCAGCGCCCUUGGCAUGCCAGCGAGUUACCGCUGA